AUGUCGACGCCCACGACGGCCGUCGCUACGCUUCCUCGCUACCAUUCACACACACACUACCAUCACUCCGCGUAUCCGCACCAGCCUCACGCCGCCAACUCGCCCGUUGUCCACGGUCCCAACUAUCGCGGCCCAGUCGCCGCUACCGCUUCGAGCUCGCUUCUGCCGCCCGCGGCACCCUCGACCCCGUCGUCCUCGCGUCUCGUCACCACCCUUUACCCGCCUAUCGCCGCGGGCUCUGCUGCGGCGGAUGGCGUAGCCACGUCCCAAUCGUCAGCGCCCCGUCCCCCUCCCCACAACCACCACAACCACACCCGUGGCCAACCCGGCCAUCACCACCAUCAUCACCCGGACGCCGUCGACGAUCAGAACCCGCCCCCAGUGCCUCGCCACGGCGAGCCCUACACGGCCUCAGCCAUGGCGGGAGACCAGCCCUCAAGGAAGCGCCGCCGAUCCCGCGAGCCCGAUUGGAACAGUUUCUAUCGCAACGGUCUGCCUUCGGAGAUCAUCGUCAUUGACGACACCCCCGAGCCCGAGGCCAAUACCGGCCGCAAAAUCACAAAUGGCGCCGCCGCCACCACGACCACGACCACGACCACGACCACGACAACUGCCGUACCCGCCGCCGCCGUUCGAGAUGCUCUCCCCGCCCAGCCCCAGCCGGCAGCCAAGAAGAGGAGAAAGGACGACCGGUCGGACGCCAGCCGACCCUCCGCCUCCGGCUACCACGUACAGUAUAUCGGAUCGCACGCAAGCACGCCGCUGCAAAACACCACACCCAUCGGUUCGACCAUAUCAAGCGACCGCACCAACUCAGCGCUGCACACCACGGCACCCACGUCGCUUUCCUCCAAUAGUCAAUACGAUGAUGCCCAGGCCCCGCUCAAACGCAAGCGCAACACUCGGCAGGCUGCCAACGAGGCCAAGCGAAGAGACGUCGAUGGACUUGGUGACCCUUUCUUCACCUACAAACCACCGGCGUAUCCGCCGAAAAAAGCCUCCGAGGUCCAUGUUCGGGUCGUCCAUGACCGGCAUCACGAUAAAAACCAUAAAGUUGAUGAUGACGACGGUCACUACAUCGUCGUCCCGGACGCCGAUUUGACAGAAAAGUACCAAAUCACCCGUCUUCUUGGACAGGGAACUUUCGGCAAGGUUGUUCAAGCCCGUGAGCGGCGACGCAACAAGUCCGUUGCCGUCAAGAUCAUCCGAUCGGUUCAAAAGUACCGCGAUGCGUCCCGGAUUGAACUCCGAGUUCUGGCCACGUUAAAAGCAAACGACGAGGAUAACCGCAAUCGCUGCAUCCACCUUCGAGAUUGCUUCGAUUAUCGCGGGCACAUCUGCAUCGUCAUGGACCUGCUGGGCCAGAGCGUCUUUGACUUUCUCAAGGGCAAUGGUUUCGUGCCGUUUCCAAACAGCCAGAUCCAGAGUUUUGCUCGUCAACUCUUCACGAGCGUUGCCUUCCUGCACGAUUUGAACUUGAUCCAUACCGAUCUCAAACCCGAAAACAUCUUGUUGUGCGACAGCAGCUACCAGACGUUCACGUAUAACCGCAAGAUUCCAUCAUCGUCUACAACUAUAAACCGCCAGGCCACACAGCGCCGGGUGCUCCUGGACACGGAAAUCAGACUGAUUGACUUUGGUUCGGCCACUUUCCAGGACGAAUACCACAGCUCGGUCGUGUCCACGCGCCACUACCGGGCCCCCGAGAUCAUUCUUGGGCUGGGCUGGUCCUAUCCUUGCGAUAUUUGGAGCAUCGGCUGCAUCCUGGUCGAGUUCUUCACCGGGGAUGCUCUAUUUCAAACGCACGACAACUUGGAGCACCUCGCUAUGAUGGAGGCUGUUGUCGGCCGUAGGAUCGACUCCCACCUUGUUCAGGCAGUCAACAAGAUGUCGACCCGGAGUGGCGGGAACCCCGCAUCCAAGUAUUUCAAGCGACUCAAGCUCGAUUAUCCGACGCCGGAUACGACUCGUGGCUCUCGGCGAUUUGUCAAGGCCAUGAAGCAGCUACACGAUAUUAUCCCUUCGAACACGACGUUCCUUAAAAAUUUCCUUGAUUUGUUGGGGAAGAUUUUCGUUUACGAUCCUGCUCAACGCAUCACCGCCAAGGAGGCGCUCAAUCAUCCAUGGUUCAAGGAGAUGGCCCACCCCGACGACGGAACUGAGGCGGCCAAGAUUAGGCUUGAGAGGAAGCGCGCCGCCGAGCACGAACACCUGCGACACCCCCAGUACGUUGGCUGA
Messenger RNA from Purpureocillium takamizusanense, 2238 nucleotides. It is a transcript of the gene LKH1, whose product is annotated as Dual-specificity kinase. Lineage: Eukaryota; Fungi; Ascomycota; Sordariomycetes; Hypocreales; Ophiocordycipitaceae. The coding region runs from base 1 to 2238 and encodes 745 amino acids. The record is from RefSeq and is a predicted model, not a curated record. Gene Ontology annotation, molecular function: ATP binding; protein kinase activity. Gene Ontology annotation, biological process: protein phosphorylation. The transcript has 6 exons. Gene Ontology annotation, cellular component: nucleus.